GUGCUCAGGGGAAACAUGGCAGUACUGCAUUGUCCCGUUCCUACCUUCGUGCGGGAUUAUGUAAAAGUCAUGUCAUGGGAGAGGAUGGAUGGUUUUCUAAUAACUUCAAGCAUCAUUAGUGGUAAAUAUGGCAUGUUAGAUAAUGGAGAUUUAUACAUAAAAGACACAACGGAUCACGACAGCAGAUACAGUUUUAGAUGCCAUGUUGAAAACGUUGUAACAAAAGAAAAAAGAAUCAGUAGAAAUUAUGCACGAAUUAUUGUUACAGAUCCACACCACAGUCAAGCGCCCAGAAUAACGAGGCGAAUUAAUCGAUUAUCAGUAAAAUCUGGAGAGAGAAUUACUUUACCCUGCAUAGCACAAGGAUAUCCUAUUCCCAAUUACAGAUGGCGGAAACACUUCGCUGAUGAGAUGAGUAUAUCAGGAUUAGGAUCAUCAGUUCGGCAAGAGGGAGGAAUUUUAAUCUUUGAGAAAAUUACUUCAUCAAGUGCAGGAAAAUAUACCUGCUACGUUAGCAACACAAUGGGAGAGGAUAAAAUGGACACAGAACUUGUGGUGGAAGAGCCUAUACAAAUCUCCAUCGUACCCACUAACCUGCGUGUAGAUAUCGGACGAAAUGCAACAUUCAACUGCACUAUUUAUGGUGGUCCUGUUGAUUCUGUAAUAUGGAGGAAGGAUAUGAGAUUCUUAAAUUCCAAUCCCCACAUUACAUACCCUGCCCCUACCGUGCUACAAAUCUCCAGGACGGCGAGACAAGAUGCUGGAAUGUACCAGUGCUUCGCCCAUAGAGACUAUGAGGUUGUCCAAGCAUCAGCUCAGCUUCUUAUUGGAGAUGUUGCUCCAAAGCUGAAAACCACUUUCCCGGAGAAAAUAAUCCGAUCAGGAAGCUAUGUAUCACUUAUGUGCGUCGCAACGGGUAAUCCUGCCCCGCAGAUGAAAUGGACCAUGGAUGGUAUAUGGCCACUGUCCACUCGACCGGGCACCCUAGUUAGCACUUACUUAAGUAACCACGGCGAGGUCUUCAGCUACGUCAACAUCACGUCUGUGGAUGUUACGGACAGUGGCGUUUAUUCUUGUGAGGCGUAUAAUGAUGCUGGGAGCGUGGUGCAUGCCAGGAGAUUGAAUGUUUUCGGAAAUCUCUUUGUCCGACCCCUCAAUAACUUAAGUGCUCUGUCUGGCGAAGCAUUUUCUGUGAUUUGUCCGUUCGGAGGAUAUCCUUUUGACACAAUUAUUUGGAAAAGAGAUGGCCGGCAACUACCAGUAAAUCAAAGGCAGCGCGUUUUUCCAAACGGAACUUUGCAUAUUUCCGAAAUGCAGUCAGGUGUUGAUGAUGGCUUAUACGGCUGCGAAGUAAUUUAUGGACAAGGAGUUCCAGCAUCAAGGACUUUUUCAAUAAUAAUUAGAACUCCUCCAGUUGUUAACAAUUUCAGCUUCCCUGCCAAUCUUCAUGAAGGUAUGAGGACUGCUGUUACGUGUAUUGUUAUAACGGGUGAUCCACCAAUUACAACUAGAUGGUUGAAAGAAGGGCUUCCAAUAGAUGAAGAGGACUUAGAUGGAAGCAUUAUUUACGCAGGAAAUGGAUUUAUAUCAACACUUUCUUUUAACAAUUUGGCUUAUAAGCACAAUGGAAAUUAUUCCUGCCUAGCAACAAAUGAUGUCGGUACUGGAACUUCCAAUGCAAGAAUGAUCGUGAAAGUGCCCCCAAGAUGGAUAUUGGAACCCAGGGACACCUCUGCUAUUGCAGGGAAACCUUCACGAAUCGAUUGCCAAGCUGAUGGGGUUCCGCAGCCCCAUGUCCGGUGGAAAAUGUCCACAAAUUCUCCACCAGAUGAUUUUAAAACAAUUGUAAGCAGCUCUCAUGUUCAUAUUCUUGUCAAUGGGUCUUUGAAUUUUAGAAGUGUUGAAGCUUUGGAUGAGGGUUCGUAUCUUUGUGAAGCCAAUAAUGGAGUUGGUCUAGGAUUGAGCACAGUCGUUCGACUUACAGUUCACAGUGCUCCAAAGUUUGACACAAAGUUUUCAGUUCAGACAUCAAGAAGAGGGGAGAAAAUAGUUUUACACUGCAUUGCUCACGGAGAUUUACCCAUUAAUUUUUCUUGGAGGAAAAACGGUGUACUUAUUGAUCCUGUCUUAAAACCAAGGUACAGCCAGAGCUCAGAGGACCUAAGGGAGGGUGGUGGAGUGAAAUUGAUUAUCGAAAAGACCGAAAGAGAAGAUUCUGCUUCCUUUACCUGCACAGCAGUCAACGAUUUUGGAGAAGAUUCCAUGAAUUUUCAAUUAACCGUCCAAGAUGUUCCCGACGCUCCCCAGAAUUUGGAAAUACAUGAUGUUGGCAGCCGAUCCGUCCGAUUGACAUGGAAUAGACCAUUUGAUGGCAAUUUACCAAUUCUUAAGUACACAGCCGCUUGGAGGGAUUUAGAAGGUCAGGCAGUAGGAGGACCUUUAACUAUCACGUACGAAGAGACAACAUUAACUAUUAGAAGUUUAAGGCCAAAAACUCGAUAUUUUUUUCGAGUUAAAUGUGAGAAUUCCCUUGGUGAGAGCCAGUAUGGAGCAGAAGUAGCUGUUACAACUCUGGAAGAACCCCCUAGAGAUGCACCGUUAUCUGUAAAAGCAGUUCCAACAUCAUCCAGAGCUGUCAAUGUCAGCUGGCAGUCUCCAAAAAGCAGCGAUGGUGCCGGAAAUGUCGAUGGAUUUUAUGUAGGAUACAAAGUGCGGGGUGGAACCGAACAAUAUACUUUCAAAUCUGUGCCUUCCUCUCAAGAAUUUUUUCAGCACUUUGAAAUACAAAAUUUAAAUAGAUAUACUGAUUACAGCAUCGUUGUUCAGCCAUUUAACAGCAGAGGACCUGGGCCACCUUCGGAGGAAGUGGAAGUUCGAACAAUGGAAUUCGACAGCCCAGGAACGCCAGCUAUAAAAUCCUACUACACUACUUCCAAGACGAUAAAAGUAGCGUGGGAAAUAAAUAUAACACCAGAUGCACCUGUUUCAGGAUACAGCAUAUAUCUGAGGAUAGAAGGAGGCUCUUGGCAAGAAACACGUCUCCGCGGAGAUCACAAGGAGCACGUGUUCCACGAUCUUCAAUGUGGUUCCAAAUAUUACUGCUACAUAGUGGCCUACAACAGUGCCGGUAGAGGAAAUGGUAGUGAAACAAUAGCAGUAAAAACAGACGGAAAUGCUCCAAUAGCACCAGAUAAAAGAUACCUGCUCAAUCUUAACUACACAACUUUGUUCAUAAAUCUUAAUAGUUGGCAUAGUGGUGGAUGCCAGAUAAGAUCGUUUAUCAUUCAUUACAAAGCAAAUAGCCAACAAGACUGGACCCUGGUCAGCAAUAACAUUAUUCCAGAGCAGCAAAACAUAACCAUAAUGGAUCUAAUACCAGGAACUUGGUAUUCUCUUAUGAUGAAAGCACAAAAUGAUGCUGGGGCAACAGAUGCAGAAUACGUGUUCGCUACAAUGACAGUGAGUGGAGAAUUUCCUCCAAGGCCUUCUGAAGUCAGUGACGUUGGUGGUUCGUUUUACAGGCAUCUCUUAAUAACAGUUCCGGUUGUGAGUUCUGCGAUAGUUUUGAUUGUGGUGCUGCUUGUCGUCUGUAUGAUAACACGUAGAAGGACGACUGGGAGAAGAACAUUACCUUCGGACGGAAAUGAUUGCAAUGAUCCAAUUAAGCCAGAAUCUAUGCCUUUGUCUUCCACAUAUGAGACAAGUCAAGAACCAGCUUACUUUCCAGCACCGUACGCAGCAAGUAGAGUUCCUGGAUAUAACAGAGAAGCAUGCGCACACCCAGGUCUAGGAAAUCAGCAAAACAUGGGGACAUUUGGAAGUUCUCGGAGUGGAUACACAUACGAUAUACCGUAUCCUCCCAGAAAGCAAAUGGAUAAAUCUGACGGAAAUUAUGAAUCGCCAAUUUUGUACUUCCCUGUAUAUUCUAAAGAGCUAAGCAGUCAUCAAAGACAUAUGAGCUGUGACAUAUCUAGUAGAAAAUGCCGGAGUGUUAGAUCGUGGAGGAAAGUUGAUGAGAGCCCAUCAAGUGGUGACUCUGACGACGGUCAAAUAAUCAUUGGUCAAGAAGAUAGAAUUGUGAAAGAAGAAUGCAGAGAAUCAGAAACAGAAUGUGAUAGAAUAUGGAAAUCUCUAGAAGAUUGUAAAUAUGAGGCAAAUAAAAGAUGGGCAGAACACGCUGUUUCUAUUAUCACCUAAAACUAUGCGUCCUAAUUGAAUUAUGGAAUCAUUACGGAUGAUCUGUUGAAUGCGAAGAUAAAAAUUCAACUGUAUUUAAAAGGUUCUUUGAUUUUUAUACAUGUUUCAUGAAAAUGUACCAUCACUAAAACAUUUUCC
Molecule: messenger RNA, 4335 nt
Organism: Uloborus diversus
Lineage: Eukaryota; Metazoa; Arthropoda; Arachnida; Araneae; Uloboridae
Product: cell adhesion molecule Dscam2-like
Exons: 25
Coding region: 16-4197 (1393 amino acids)
Biological process (GO): axon guidance; cell-cell adhesion
Cellular component (GO): axon; plasma membrane
Molecular function (GO): protein binding
Source: RefSeq, a predicted model, not a curated record